This is a messenger RNA of Erigeron canadensis, 1965 nucleotides long. RefSeq names its product protein SLOW WALKER 1. Gene Ontology annotation, molecular function: protein binding. The record is from RefSeq and is a predicted model, not a curated record. Gene Ontology annotation, biological process: positive regulation of transcription by RNA polymerase I; rRNA processing. Gene Ontology annotation, cellular component: nucleolus. Bases 138 to 1742 code for a protein of 534 amino acids. Lineage: Eukaryota; Viridiplantae; Streptophyta; Magnoliopsida; Asterales; Asteraceae. The transcript has a single exon.
AACAAAAACCCUAAAAACCCUAUAUUCAACUCAACCUCCCUCCGUCCCCCACCGUUCCAAAGAAAAAAGAAAACCUCCCUGCCCCUGUAGUGUAUAUAUAUCUAUUCUAUAUCUAUAGAUCAUCUUCUUCUUCAUCAAUGGAGAUCGACACCCAACAAGAACCAUUAAACAAAACCUUCCCCGUCAAACCAAAGCUAAAACCCACUUCAAAAACCUCAAAAUCUCAAACUCCUGAAUCCAAAUAUUGGAAAUCGUUCAAACCCAAUUCAACCAAACAAACCCUAAUUUCAUCAAUCACUAAUCUUUCAUUUUCACCAAUUUCUCCACACGAUUUUGUAGCUACACAUUCAGCAUCCGUCACUAUUUUCAGCUCACAAACCCUCGAACCGAAAUCCGUUAUUACCUCUUUUAAAGACACUGCCACGUCAGCUUGUUAUCGGUCCGAUGGGCUGUUACUUGCUGCAGGUUGUUAUAAUGGUCAGGUGCAGGUUUUCGAUGUGAAAAAGCGGUCGUCUUUGAGACGAUUAUCAGGGCAUUCGAGACCGGUGCAUUUUGUAAGUUACCCUUUUGCUGAUAAGUUACAUUUGUAUUCGGGUGGGGAUGAUUCGGUUGUUAAGUAUUGGGAUGUGAUGAAUGAGAGUUUAGUUUGUAAUUUGUUGGGUCAUAAAGAUUAUGUUAGGUGUGGGGCGGGUAGUCCGACUAGUGAUGAUAUGUUUGUUACGGGUAGUUAUGAUCAUACGGUUAAGGUUUGGGACGUUAGAGUGUCAAAUGUUGGGUCUAUGAUGAGUGUUGAUCAUGGGGCCCCUGUUGAGGAUGUGAUUUAUUUGCCUUCGGGUGGGUUAAUUGCGACUGCAGGUGGGAAUAGUGUUAAGAUUUGGGAUGUGAUUGGUGGGGGGAAAUUGUUGUACUCGAUGGAGAGUCAUAAUAAGACGGUGACGAAAUUAUGUGUUGGGAAGAUUGGGGAUGGGAAUGGGGAUUUUGGGAACCGGAUUUUGAGUGUUUCGUUAGAUGGGUAUUUGAAGACUUUUGAUUACUCGACGUUUAAGAUUACUAGUUCUAUUAGGUAUCCGAGUUCUCUUAUGUCGGUGGCUUUUUCACCUGAUUGUUCUACUAGGGUUGUUGGUGCGUCGAGUGGGGUUUUGUAUGCAGGGAAAAGAAAGAGUAAGGAUGAAAGUUUGGGGAUUGUUAAGUCGGAAUGGGGGAAUUAUUUAGGUUUUGGAGCUGUUGAUGAGCCUGAAAAGAGGGUUUUAAGGCCUUCGUAUUUUCGUUACUUUCAUCGUGGGCAAAGUGAGAAGCCUUCAAAAGGGGAUUAUUUGAUAAUGAGACCAAAAAAGGUCAAACUUGCUGAACAUGAUAAGCUAUUGAGAAAGUUCCAUCACAAAGAGGCUUUGGUGUCUGCUUUAAAGGCGAAAAACCCUGAAAAUGUUGUUGCAGUGAUGGAAGAGUUGGUGUCACGAAAGAAACUUUUGAAAUGUGUUUCAAAUUUGGAUGUGGAUGAACUCGGGUUGCUAUUGACUUUCUUGCAGAGGUACUCGACUAUGCCACGGUAUGCUGGUAUACUGAUUUUGUUGGCUAAGAAAGUUGUUGAAAACCGAAUAGAUGAUAUUAGUGGUUCAGAAGGGUUAAAAGUUCAUAUUCGAAAUCUGAAGAGGUUGGUUAUGGAGGAGAUGAGAAUCCAACAAUCUUUGCAAGAGAUACAAGGUAUAAUUUCUCCUUUACUGAAGAUUGCAGGUAGAAGAUGAAUAAUAACAAUAUCAUAUAAACGAUUGUCUUUUGCCUCUAGAAUCUUUUGGGUCACUAAAAGUUCUCUAAUUUUGUUUGUCAGAAGUUAACAUUGUUCUUUCUUUUUUACAUUUCUAAUAUUGUUGUAUGCUUACUUUUCUUAAGGAAUGAUGCUAUUAAAUUACUUUUUGAUUAUGUAAGAGAUUUUUGUUUACUCGAGUUAAAAUGACUUGUUUGAUCCAA